Nilaparvata lugens (brown planthopper) is the source of this 928-nucleotide messenger RNA. RefSeq names its product cuticle protein 19-like. Gene Ontology annotation, cellular component: extracellular matrix. The transcript is spliced from 3 exons. The record is from RefSeq and is a predicted model, not a curated record. The coding region runs from base 125 to 928 and encodes 267 amino acids. NCBI's taxonomy places the organism in Eukaryota, Metazoa, Arthropoda, Insecta, Hemiptera, Delphacidae.
UUCAUUCCAAGUUGAAGUGCGGACUGCUCCAGUAUAAAUAGUCGGUCGGCCGCUGACUACCGUAUCAGUUCCUCACCCGCCUUCAAACUUGGAUUAACCACCUGUUCAGUAGCCCACAUCUACAAUGGCAGCUUACCAGAUCGCUUUCGUAGCCCUAAUGAUGGCCGUCCAUGCACUGGCCCAAUACCACCAUGCCCCCGCCUACCACCACGAGGAAGAGCACUACGCUCCCCCCAAGUACGAGUUCGAGUACGCCGUGAAGGACGACCACACCUACGACAUCAAGUCGCAGAAGGAGGCCCGCGACGGUGACCACGUGACCGGUGUCUACACUCUCCUGCAGCCCGACGGCAGGACCAGGAUCGUCGAGUACUCCUCCGACAAGAAGACCGGAUUCAUCGCCAACGUUCACUACGAGGGAGAGGCCAAGCCAUACGCCCCCGCACCCAAGUACGCUGCCGCUCCAUCCUACGCUGCCCCCAAGUACGCACCCGCCCCCGCCUACGCCCCACACAAGUACUACAUCGCUUUCGUAGCCCUUAUGAUGGCAGUCCAGGCUCUGGCCCAAUACCACCAGGCCCCAGCCUACCACCAGGCACCAGCCUACCACCACGAGGAGGAGUACUACGCUCCCCCCAAGUACGAGUUCCAUUACGCCGUGAAGGACGACCACACCUACGACAUCAAGAGCCAGCACGAGACCCGCGACGGAGAUGUCGUCAAGGGAGUCUACACCCUCCUCCAGCCUGACGGCAAGACCAGGAUCGUCGAAUACUCCUCCGACAAGAAGACCGGAUUCCUCGCCAACGUGAAAUACGAAGGAGAAGGCAAGCCCUACGCACCCGCCCCCAAGUACGCUGCUGCCCCAUCCUACGCUGCCCCCAAGUACGCACCCGCCCCCGCCUACGCCCCACACAAGUACUACUAG